AUGAAGACAUAUUUGGAAGUAGUCGAUGCGUGCGAUUCAUUUCCCUACCUAGAAAAAGAUGCCGCCGCCCACUCCACCCAAACCUCCACCCUCUACACCCUCAUCUACGAAGACCCCAGCACUCACACCACCCACCCCAUCGGCUACAUCACCACGCCCAUCUUCCACGCCCUCACCCAAGUCCCCACCAGCAUCAAAGGCGAAAUGACCGUCAACCGCUCCAAACGCACCAUUAGCGUCUUCACUCAACCUAGCGAGUCCGAACGCAGCGCCGCCGUCGCCGCAACAUGUGCUUACUGGCGCUCUAGCAAGACCUUCCUGGUGUUAUCUGGCUGGCGCAAUGAGCUGUAUCCCGUCUAUGGACCUGCUCACGAACUAUUAUGGUCCGUUGAACGAAGCGCCUCGGUACUUUUCGGCAUUGUGGGUUAUGGCAUUCAUAUGAUGGCAUAUGUGCGCGAUCCGGAAGUGAGUUAUGGGAUGAAAUUAUGGGUGCCAAGACGCUCGGCUACUAAACCUACGUAUCCGUCUAUGUUGGAUAAUACGGUAGCGGGGGGCAUGGCGACAGGGGAAGAUAAGUUGGAGGCUUUGGUGAGAGAGUGCAUGGAAGAGGCCAGUUUGCCGGAAGAGGUUGUUAGGAAGAAUGUUAAGGCGCAUGGUGUUCUUACGUAUAUUCAUCUACUGGGAGCUACGGCUGGAGGAGAAACGGGCUUGAUCCAGCCGGAAUGUGAAUACCUGUACGAUUUGGAGUUACCUGCCGAUGUCGUUCCCAAACCAAACGAUACCGAAGUGGAACAAUUCUAUUUAUGGACCGUGGAGGAAGUUCAGGAGCGCAUGAAGAAUGGGGAGUUCAAAGACAAUUGCGGAGUCGUUUUAUUGGAUUUCUUCAUCAGACAUGGCAUAUUGACACGGGAAAACGAGAGCGAUUUCGAUGAGAUCAAGGGCAGGAUUCAUAGAAAGUUGCUAUUUCCAGGACCACACGAUAGUUGA
Sclerotinia borealis F-4128 is the source of this 987-nucleotide messenger RNA. The record is from the annotation of a GenBank genome assembly. Lineage: Eukaryota; Fungi; Ascomycota; Leotiomycetes; Helotiales; Sclerotiniaceae.